AUGGAAUUCCCCAGAGAAGGACUAUCAAACAACAGGCCACCAACCCUAAGUGGUACAAACUACUCUUAUUGGAAAGCAAGAAUGAAGAUUUACAUAUUAGCCCAAGGAGAAAGAGUAUGGAAUGAUGUUGAAAACGAAUGGAAACAUCCCCUUGAUGACAAUAACAAAGCAAAAGGUCGUGCUGAUUGGAGCGAAGAAGAACUCAAAGAAUUCGACUAUAACUCAAAAGCUAUGAAUGCCAUCUACGGAGCCGUAAGUGAAGAAACAUUCAAACUAAUUGCUGCCACAAAUGUAGCAAAAACAGCAUGGGAUAUAUUGUGUGAUCAUCAUGAAGGAAACUCGACAGUCAAACAAUCAAAACUACAAAUGGUCCAAACUCAAUUUGAAAAUCUGAAGAUGGAUGAAGAAGAAGAUAUCACACAGUUUAAUGGAAGAAUACUAGAAAUUGCUGGAGAAGCCUAUAACUUAGGAGAACCCAUACCUGAAAACAGGUUAGUAAAGAAGGUGUUGCGAUCAUUACCAGAAAGGUUUAUGAUGAAAGUAACAGCUAUUCAAGAAAGCAAAGAUCUCAAUACUUGCAAGUUAAGUGAUCUAAUGGGAAACCUUAAAACAUAUGAGCUUGAGAUGCUGCAAAACAAAAAGUCUAAUGGUAAAGGAAUAGCCCUUCAAUCAAAACAUGAAACCAACUCAGAUGAAGAUACUGAAAACAUGGAAGAAUCCAUUGCAUUGCUGACAAAAAACUUCAACAGAUCGGAAUGUCCAAACUACCUAAGGAGGAAGAACAAAACAUAUGUAACAACCUUGAGUGAUGAUUCAGAUAGUGAAGAAGAGAACAACACAAAUUUUGUGGCCUUUCUGACAAAUCAUGAAGGCAAUGAUGAAUCAGAGGAGGACAUGCAAGAUCUAUUAAACUCCUACACACAGCUGCAAGCCAAGUGGGAAGAAAUCAUCAAAGUAAACCUAAAUCUCAUGCAAGAAAAUCACUUUCUUAAAAGUGAAAAGGAAAAAGAAAUACUUCUUCACAAAGAAACUCAAGAAAAGUUAAUGAAAUCACUGAAAGAAGAAGACAGGUUGCUAUAG
Molecule: messenger RNA, 1080 nt
Organism: Ipomoea triloba (trilobed morning glory)
Lineage: Eukaryota; Viridiplantae; Streptophyta; Magnoliopsida; Solanales; Convolvulaceae
Exons: 2
Coding region: 1-1080 (359 amino acids)
Source: RefSeq, a predicted model, not a curated record